AUGGGGAACAGCAAAAGCGGAGCCCUGUCCAAGGAGAUCCUGGAGGAGCUGCAGCUGAACACCAAGUUCACGGAGGAGGAGCUGUGUGCCUGGUACCAGUCCUUCCUGAAGGAGUGCCCCAGCGGCCGCAUCACGCGGCAGCAGUUCCAGGGCAUCUACGCCAAGUUCUUCCCCGACUCUGACCCCAAGGCCUACGCUGAGCAUGUUUUCCGCAGCUUCGACACCAACAGCGAUGGCACCCUGGACUUCAAAGAGUACGUCACCGCCCUGCACAUGACCACAGCGGGCAAGCCCAGCCAGAAGCUGGAGUGGGCCUUCUCCCUCUACGACGUGGAUGGCAAUGGGGCCAUCAGCAAGAGCGAAGUGCUUGAGAUCAUCAUGGCGAUUUUCAAAAUGAUCAGUCCCGAGGACGUGGAGCACCUUCCAGAGGAUGAAAACACCCCGGAGAAGCGAGCGGAGAAGAUCUGGGGCUUUUUCGGAAAGAAAGACGAUGAUAAACUGACAGAGGAAGAGUUCAUCGAGAGGACCCUGGCCAAUAAAGAAAUUCUGCGGCUGAUCCAAUUUGAGCCUCAAAAAGUGAAGGAGAGAUUCAAGGACAAGGAAAAGAAACCGUGA
Pteronotus mesoamericanus is the source of this 615-nucleotide messenger RNA. It is a transcript of the gene RCVRN, whose product is annotated as recoverin. The record is from RefSeq and is a predicted model, not a curated record. NCBI's taxonomy places the organism in Eukaryota, Metazoa, Chordata, Mammalia, Chiroptera, Mormoopidae. Bases 1 to 615 code for a protein of 204 amino acids. The transcript is spliced from 3 exons. Gene Ontology annotation, molecular function: calcium ion binding.